This is a messenger RNA of Amaranthus tricolor (Joseph's coat), 3853 nucleotides long. Its product is annotated as protein NLP6-like. The record is from RefSeq and is a predicted model, not a curated record. Gene Ontology annotation, molecular function: DNA-binding transcription factor activity; protein binding. Bases 435 to 3428 code for a protein of 997 amino acids. The transcript is spliced from 5 exons. NCBI's taxonomy places the organism in Eukaryota, Viridiplantae, Streptophyta, Magnoliopsida, Caryophyllales, Amaranthaceae.
GACAACCCUCCCACUUGUUUUUGCUUUACUUCUCCAUGGAAGAAACAUUAUGGAGAGUAAAAAACUAAAUCAAUAAAAAUGAUCCUAUUCAAUAACACUCCUUUUCAAUAACACAGGUAAGCUAAGCAAAAUCUUCCUGCAAAAUAGAAAAAAGAGAGAACAUGUGGAUUCCAUUCUUAUAGAAUAUAUCACCAUCAAUUUCCUUGAAAAUAUUAAUAAUUUAUUAUUCCUACCACAAACAAAAUAAAUAAAUACAACCCUUUUUUAUUUUUUUAUUUUUACUCAUUAUUGUAUAAUAUUUAUUUUUUUUAAACAUUACUCCAUAAAUUUAUGUGAACAAUUCCCAAUCCCUAUCUAUCUCUCUCCUCUUCAAGAGCAUUUUUACAACAAACUCAAAAAAAUAAAAAUUCAAACAUUGAAGUCAUUCAUUGAUUAUGUCCGAAGCAGCAACAACAGAAAUUGAAGAAGAAAAUCAUCAAAAGUCUUCCUCUUUAUUUGCUAAUUAUAGUAAUAAUUUUCCAAGAACUCGGGAGUUUCAAUCAGGUGUGACGCAGGCGCAGCUACACCAUACAAUUCUAGGCCCUUCAUCAUCAACAUUCAUGGACCUUGAUUUUGGGGAUCUAGAUGCUUCUUGGUCGUUUGAUCAGAUCCCAACUUCCCCAGUUCUUAUUUCUACUUCUGACCAACCCUUUUCCCCUCUUUGGGCUUUUGCUGAUGAUCGGAAUCCUACUGGAAUUCGGAUUCCUGCUGAACUUUCUCGAUUUACUUCUUGUAAUCCAGAACCUGCUAGUGAAAAUGGAGGGGAUGAGGGUGGUGAUGACGACAACGAUGAUGAUAAGAAGAAGAUUCCUUGUCAAGUUUUGGGAUUCACUCCAAUAGACAACUUUGAUGUAUCGUUUAUCAUCAAAGAGAGAAUGACACAAGCACUUAGGUAUUUCAAAGAGUCAACAGAACAAAACCAGAUUUUGGCUCAGAUUUGGGCACCAGUAAAGAGUGGAAACAAUUAUGUGCUUACAACUUCAGGGCAACCCUUUGUUUUAGGGCCACACAGUAAUGGGUUGAAUCAGUAUAGAACUGUAUCUUUGAUGUAUAUGUUUUCUGUUGAUGGAGAGAGUGUAACGACUCUCGGGUUGCCUGGCCGUGUUUUUAGACAAAAGUUGCCGGAGUGGACACCAAAUGUGCAGUAUUACUCUAGUAAAGAAUAUCCUAGGGUUAAUCAUGCUAAGCAUUAUAAUGUCAGAGGAACCUUGGCUUUGCCUGUUUUAGAACCUUCUGGGCAGUCUUGUGUUGGAGUGCUUGAGCUUAUUAUGACUUCGCAGAAGAUCAACUAUGCUCCCGAGGUUGAUAAAGUUUGUAAAGCACUUGAGGCAGUAAAUCUAAAGAGUUCAAAGAUUUUGGAUCAUCCCAAUAUCCAGAUUUGCAAUGAAGGUCGGCAAAAUGCACUUGCGGAAAUCUUGGAAGUGUUAACUGAAGUAUGCGAAACAUACAAAUUACCCCUAGCGCAGACUUGGGUUCCGUGCAGGCAUAGAAGCGUUCUAGCGUAUGGAGGCGGUCUAAAGAAAAGUUGUUCCAGCUUCGAUGGAAGCUGUAUGGGACAAGUAUGCAUGUCCACAACCGAUGUUGCAUUCUAUGUUGUAGAUGCUCGUAUGUGGGGUUUCCGAGAAGCCUGUGCUGAGCAUCAUCUUCAGAAAGGGCAAGGCGUUGCUGGGAGGUCAUUUUCAUCCCAUGGUUUGAGUUUUUGCCGCGAUAUUUCACAAUUUUGUAAAAUAGAAUACCCCUUAGUUCACUAUGCUCGUUUGUUUGAGUUGACCGGAAGUUUUGCUAUUUGUUUGAGAAGCAAGCAUACAGGGGAUGAUGAUUAUGUUCUCGAGUUUUUCCUUCCUCGUAACUUAACAGACAGUUCAGAGCAGCUCAGUUUUCUAGACUCGAUAUUGUCGACAAUGAAGCACGAUCUUCAGAAUUUGAUGGUUGCUUCCGGGCGAGCACUGGAAGAGGAAAGAAAACAUAUGGAGAUCAUUGAAGUGUCAUCGGAUGAAAAUCUGGACUUACAAGUUGAAUCUAAUCUGUCGACUAGACCUUUACCGGUGGUAGAAACAAUAAAUGGCGUGCUACCAUUCGUAAAGAAUUCUCCUCCCCAGUUGGUGGAACCGGAUGCUAGACUUGCGGGAAAAAGUGUUGGUGGGGCCGGGGGAAUCCGCAAUGGAAUAUCUCUAACUGACAAUAAAGAGCCAAAGAAAGCCUCGGAAAGAAAACGUGGAAAAGCUGAAAAACAAAUUAGCUUAGAGGUUCUUCAGCAGUAUUUUGCUGGGAGUCUAAAAGAUGCCGCUAAAAGCCUUGGAGUGUGCCCUACAACAAUGAAGCGGAUCUGUAGGCAGCAUGGCAUAUCACGUUGGCCGUCUCGGAAGAUCAAUAAGGUGAAUCGCUCCCUUACAAAACUCAAGCGAGUGAUUGAAUCUGUCCAAGGUACUGAUGGUACAUUUAGCUUGACUACCCUUGCUCAACCUACUAUCCCUGUACCUGUUGGGUCUAUUACAUGGCCUGCUGGUGCGAAUGGGACUUGUCAACAACAAUCACCUACAUAUGUACCUGUCGAUCUUCCGGACGAAAGGAGUGAAAUGCCGCAACUUAGACAAAGAGUUGACGGGCAGACUAGUGGGAGGGUAUCGAGUCAUGAAGAAAGGAUUCACGAGCCAAAUGGGUUUGCGUCUAAAGCAAGUGGCUCUCGGGAAGUAAGUGCAGGGACGUCAACUUCUCAUGGAUCAUGUCAUGGAAGUCCUGGAACUGAAAGCACCCCGCAAAAUGGUCAUUUUGUUCCCAACUUUCACGAACAAGCCGGUCAUUCAACAGGUUUGAUUUGUGCACAAAAUGGAGAAUUACGUUUAUCCGCUGGUUACUCGAUCCCGGACACCCUCCUUGCGGCCCAUCAUCCUCAAGAAGCCUUUGGUGGCAUGCUUCUUGAGGAUGUAGGAAGCUCGAAAGAUCUGAGAAAUCUUUGUCCUUCAACAGCAGAGGCUAAUAUAGAUGAGACCAUUCCCGAACACGGAUGGAUAAACCAGCCUUGUUCAAACCCGUCUCCUAGAGUUGCAAUGAGUGCUGCUGGUAUGAUGCCUAGAUUUUCUGCUAGACAAGAUAUGAAGACCAUUACAAUAAAAGCCACAUUUAGAGAAGAUAUAAUAAGAUUUAGAUUUUCUUUGAGUUCUAACAUUGUCGAAUUGAAAGAUGAGGUGGCAAAAAGGUUUAAACUCGAAGUAGGCACAUUUGAGAUAAAGUAUUUGGACGAUGAUCACGAAUGGGUGUUGAUAGCUUGUGAUUCGGACCUACAAGAGUGCUUAGAUAUAUCAAAAUCAUCGGGAAGCAAUAUGAUUAGAUUGUUGAUACAAGACAUAUUAGGUAAUCUUGGAAGUUCAUGUGAAAGUUCGGGGGAAUGAAAGAAAGGCAUUGAACAGUAGGUACUUGCUUAGGUUGUAACUCGUAACCUAUUCUUGUUGAAGUAGUAUUAGGAUGGUGGGUAAGUUAGAUAGUGUAGAUCAGUGUAACAUGAUUUGCUUUUUGAAUUUACGAUUCGCUUAAAUUUGCCCAAGAAUAGCCCAAAACUGACCAUAAUUUGUUUUUUUGACUCGCAAUUCGCGAGGAGAUUAGCGAAUCAUGUGACACUGAUGUAAAUUGUUGUAUCAGUUGGGCUCUUUAUGCAAAAUUGUAUAUAGUUUGCUGAUUUUUAGGGUUUGCACAAUGUGGAUGUUCUUCUCUUUUUGGUUCAGUUUUGAUGAAGUUUGUUCACAGUUUCUUGUAAUUGUAAACAGAACAUUUUAAGUUAUAUGACAUGGUUUCUCCUGGAAAGAAAAUUACUGAUUCA